AUGAGGGACAUGGCCAAUGCCCAAUGUCUUGCCGUGGAGAUGGAAAAUUACUCGAAUUCGUUCCUAAAUGCAAUUCUUUUUUGGCCUGAGGAGAAGCAUGAUGACCUUUUGCUCCUCGCUCCGGAAGAGCAAUUGUGCGGACUAGUAUGA
Morchella sextelata is the source of this 150-nucleotide messenger RNA. RefSeq lists its product as uncharacterized. The record is from RefSeq and is a predicted model, not a curated record. Bases 1 to 150 code for a protein of 49 amino acids. Lineage: Eukaryota; Fungi; Ascomycota; Pezizomycetes; Pezizales; Morchellaceae. The transcript has a single exon.